GCAAGAAAGGGAGAGGUUGUCAUCCCUGGUGGAACUGGUGGCAAGAGCCUUGAGGCUCAAGAGCACCUUGCUGAAGGAAGGAGCCGUGGAGGGCAGACAAGGAAGAAUGAGAUAGGGCAUGAGGGGUACCAUGAGAUGGGGAAGAAGGGUGGACUGAGCACAACUGACAAGUCCGGAGGAGAGCGUGCUGCGGAGGAAGGAAUCCCACUUGACGAGUCCAAGUACAAAACUGACGGUCGUUCUAAUGAGUGACUUUGAAGAGCUCCAGCUUCCAGGCUUCUAGGGCCUCGUUGACUUGACCAUGACUUUGGUUUUUGGUGUUUCUAGCUACUACGUGUGUGUGUAAAAUAAAGUUGUAGUAGGGAUGAUGGUGUGAUUUUAAUCUCUAGCUAGCUGGUGUGUUUUUGUUUGACGCCCUUAUGUAAUCCUUUUGGUUGUGUGUGUGUAAAGUUGGGGUGGAGUUUCAGUGCUAAUUUUUCUCAGCUUUUGUAUUCUCGAUCUCCAUAUG
Prunus dulcis (almond) is the source of this 508-nucleotide messenger RNA. Its product is annotated as embryonic abundant protein 1-like. NCBI's taxonomy places the organism in Eukaryota, Viridiplantae, Streptophyta, Magnoliopsida, Rosales, Rosaceae. The annotation marks the transcript as partial. Gene Ontology annotation, biological process: response to abscisic acid. Gene Ontology annotation, cellular component: cytosol. The transcript has 2 exons. The record is from RefSeq and is a predicted model, not a curated record.